Penicillium mononematosum is the source of this 1518-nucleotide messenger RNA. RefSeq lists its product as uncharacterized. The transcript has 3 exons. Bases 1 to 1518 code for a protein of 505 amino acids. The record is from RefSeq and is a predicted model, not a curated record. NCBI's taxonomy places the organism in Eukaryota, Fungi, Ascomycota, Eurotiomycetes, Eurotiales, Aspergillaceae. Gene Ontology annotation, cellular component: membrane. Gene Ontology annotation, biological process: transmembrane transport. Gene Ontology annotation, molecular function: transmembrane transporter activity.
AUGGAGAAAAGCAUGGAGAAACAAGACCUGAACAUAGACUCGUGCGACAAAGUCGAAACCCAUGGGCUCGGCACAUAUCAGGAUGAACAGCUAUACCAAUUGGGGUACAAGCCUCAGCUGCGCCGCACGCGCAAGCUGUCGAGCAUGCUAUUCAUGUCCUUGUCAAUUGCCUCUAUUCCCUAUGGCAUCGGUAGCGCCCUUAUCAACGCCGUAUAUGGCGGCGGUCAACUCUCCUCUCUUCAUUGGACUUCUGGUAGUGCUGGCACUGGAUACCUGCGUUGCCCUAUCUCUUUCGGAACUCGCCUCAAGAUACCCUACCUCAUCUGCGGGAGUAGAAAGCUGGUCUCGUUUGUCACAGGCUGGAUCUGGCUCAUCGGGAACUGGACAAUAUCGCUUUCCGUGAACUUCGGAAUUGCUUCUCUCAUCGUCGCAACUGUGUCUAUCUUCUAUCCUGCCUGGACAGCCUCUGACUGGCAACUCCUUCUCAUAUUCUACGCCAUCUGUCUAGUGGUGUUCAUGAUAUGCUUCUUCGCCGACCACCUCCUUCCUCUCAUCGACACUCUCUCCUCAGCGUUUUCGGUCGUCACAUGUACCACACUCGCCAUAACCCUCCUCGUCCUUGCAAAGACCGGUCGUCACGAUGCCUACACAGGUUUCGUUGGGUAUGAUCCCAGAUAUUCCGGCUGGGGGGAGCAUUUCACCUUUUUCAUCGGUCUCCUCCCUCCAGCCUACGCAUUCUCCGCACUAGGAAUGGUGACCUCUAUGGCGGAAGAAUGUACAGACCCGGAAGUCCAAAUCCCCACAGCUAUCAGCCUGGUACCUGUGGUAGCCGGUGCCGCAGCGCUAGUAUUCACUGUGCCAAUUUGCUUCACACUUCCGCCGCUAGCGGACAUCAUUACCGCGCCAUACGGCCAAGCCCUGCCAUAUAUUAUCCAUGUAGUGACAGGCUCACCCGCAGCCUCAAUCGUCCUCAUGGUCCUUGUUUUAUUCGUCGCCCUUUUCUGCUCUAUCAGCAUCACAACCACCGCCGGGAGAUGCACCUGGGCGUUCUCGCGCGACAACGCAAUCCCAUUCUCGCACCUCUGGUCAUCCACUGUCAGAGACAGCCCACUGGCAGCGCUGUGCUUGGUUACGGCUGUUGAGAUGCUACUAGGACUCACUUACCUCGGAAGCAGUAGUGCAUUCACAGCUUUUGCGUCGGUAGGCGUGAUCGCGUUGGCUGUAGCGUAUGCGAUUCCAGUCGCUAUCAGUCUGUUUGUUGAUCGCCGAGUGGAAAUUAGUCAGUCGCGCUGGAAGCUGAAUCCCGUCAUUGGAAGGGCAGCGAAUAUCCUUGCGCUCUUGUGGAUUUCUUUCCAGGUUGUUCUGUUUAGUAUGCCUGUCACGCUUCCUGUCACUAGCGAAACGAUGACCUAUGCGUCGGUUGUGUUCGUGGGUUGUGUUGCUUUAAGUAUGGGCUGGUAUAUGUUCUAUGGGCGGAGAUAUUUCAAAGGGCCUCUAGAAGAGGCUGGGCGCUCUUAA